AUGAACGCGAGGGGGUACCGAAGCACCAGAACUGCUCUUUUUGAUGGCAUUGAAGAAGGUGGAAUCCGAUCAUCAGCUUAUUCUUCACAUGAGAUAGAUGAACAUGAGAAUGAGCGAGCUAUGGAUGGAUUGCAAGAUCGAGUCAGCAUUCUCAAGAGGAUAUCAGGUGAUAUAAAUGAAGAGGUGGAGGCUCAUAACCGGAUGCUGGACAGAAUGGGGAAUGACAUGGAUUCAUCAAGGGGGUUUCUCUCUGGAACAGUGGACAAAUUCAAGACAGUGUUCGAGACCAAGUCGAGCAGGAGGAUGGGGACACUCGUGGCGUCAUUCGUCGCGCUCUUCAUGCUAGUGUACUACCUGACCAGUUCUUCUUUUUGCUCUGGUGAUGUGUAA
Molecule: messenger RNA, 390 nt
Organism: Triticum turgidum subsp. durum (durum wheat)
Lineage: Eukaryota; Viridiplantae; Streptophyta; Magnoliopsida; Poales; Poaceae
Source: the annotation of a GenBank genome assembly